AUGCCAGAUGUGCCUGGCCUCCCGCUUGGCGGGCUCGCCGGCGGUGGUGCUGUCCUUGCUGCCCCUGCUGCCGGGCUUGCGGCCCGUCGACGUGCCGAGGGCACAAAAGGAUAUGGCUAUGCAGGCCAUCUCGGCGUCUUUGGUUGUUGGGCGGCGUGGGCGGCAGAGCGGACUGGGGUGGUCAUUUGCGACGUGUGUUGCUGCACCAACAAGAAAGAGGUUAAGAAAGGGUUACCGUCACGGCGACGUCGCGUGUCUCGCUCACUGCCAGAGGCGCAGAUCAGGUUUGAGGAUGGGUCUGGUAGGAAUUCCCAAGCGCUCCAGCCUAGCACAGAUAACUGCUUGUCGGCCUGCAAUCCCACGGAGUGCAGGGUCAGGGCGGCGGGAGAUGAAGCUGCAGCUGCAGCGGCAGCUGGAGAGCUUCUGUUUUGA
Gaeumannomyces tritici R3-111a-1 is the source of this 432-nucleotide messenger RNA. RefSeq lists its product as hypothetical. NCBI's taxonomy places the organism in Eukaryota, Fungi, Ascomycota, Sordariomycetes, Magnaporthales, Magnaporthaceae. The coding region runs from base 1 to 432 and encodes 143 amino acids. The record is from RefSeq and is a predicted model, not a curated record. The transcript has a single exon.